UUCAAACGGUCUUUUACAGAUUUUAGCAUCCAAAAGAUACAGUAAACAGACUUGACAGUAGUCUUGUAAAACCCUCAAGAAAUCUCAGUGAUCAAAGCCAAUCGGUACUUCUCGUGACACGGAUCACUAAUUCCGUCAAAUCUAAUUCUUACUCAAUGCCGCCUAAGGAAGAGAAACUUCCAAUCGAUGUCGUCGAACUCAAUAGCAGCGACGACGAGGAUACCGGCGUUCCCGUAGUCGGAAUGAAAAAACCAGACAUGCCUCACGGUGGUAACUCACUGAAUAAAUCACCGGUAAUAGAAAAGUCCAACGCCGUUGUUCCACCGGAAUCUAAUUACAGGCCACUGGAUUCUCGAAGUUUCUGGAAAGCUGGCAAUUUUGAAGUUGGUCGUAUCAAAUCAACUGCUAUACAUGGUGAAUUGGAACAUGCGCGUGUUCAUCCCAAGUUUCUGCAUUCUAAUGCUACUUCUCAUAAAUGGGCGUUUGGAGCAAUAGCCGAGCUUUUGGAUAAUGCUGUUGAUGAGAUAAGUAGUGGUGCAACUUUCGUGAAAGUUGACAGAAUCUCUAACCCAAGGGACAACUCUCCUGCAUUGCUAUUCCAGGACGAUGGGGGUGGUAUGGAUCCAGAACGCCUUCGCAAAUGCAUGAGCCUGGGUUAUUCUUCAAAAACAUCAAACUCAACAAUUGGACAAUAUGGUAAUGGAUUCAAGACGAGUACCAUGCGGUUAGGUGCUGAUGUAAUUGUCUUCAGCCGAUCAACUCGUUCAGGCCGAGCAACUCAAAGUGUUGGCCUUCUGUCCUAUACAUUUCUUCGGAGAACAGGGCAAGAUGAUGUGAUUGUUCCGAUGAUCGAUUUUGAUAUCUCUGACCAUUGGGCUGAACCAAUAGUAUAUGGCUCUCACGAUGAUUGGUCAACUAACUUGAAAACAAUCCUUGAGUGGUCCCCUUUUGCAACAAAGAUGGAUCUUCUGCAACAGUUUGAUGAUACAAAAUCACAUGGAACUAGGAUUAUUGUCUACAACCUAUGGCUAAACGAUGAAGGCAUUUAUGAACUGAACUUUGAUGACGAUGAUGAGGAUAUAACGUUGAGAGAUGAAGCUAAUCAUGGAAAUACCUCAAAAACAAACAAGAAAGGGCGUGAACUGCAAUCCCAUAUUUCCUACCGCUUACGAUACUCUCUUAGAGCAUACGCAUCCAUAUUAUACCUCAAAAAAUUUACAAAUUUCAGUAUCAUACUAAGAGGGAAGCCCGUUGAGCAGUAUGAUAUUCUUGAUGAAUUGAAGCUCAAAAAAGUAAUCACGUACAGGCCACAGCUUGUUGGAACAUCAAAGGAGAUCUUGGUUGAAACAAGUCUUGGGUUUGUCAAGGAUACUCCAUCAUCAGUUUGUGGAUUCAAUGUUUACCACAAAAAUCGCCUCAUCAGGCCAUUCUGGAAAGUUACUGCAGAUGGUUCUUCCAAAGGAAAUGGUGUUGUUGGUGUUCUGGAAACAAAUUUCAUAGAACCUGCACACGACAAGCAAGAUUUUGAACGAUCUUCUCUGUUUUUCAAGCUGGAGAAUAAACUAAAGCAAAUGGUGAUGGAUUACUGGAAAGGUCAUUGUCACCUGAUAGGAUUGAAGCCUCUUGAACCGCAUUUGCAAAACCUUCAGAGAGAAUCUUUUGUUCCACCUCAAGUUCAAGUGGCUAAUGCUCAAACACAGUCGCCGACAGACUUUCAAACAGUUACAAGUCUUGCAGCUCAUCACAGGCCACAUUUCCGUUCUGCACAGAGUGGCAACAGUGGAAGAACGAACCGCAACAGGGAAUUGCCAGCUGUACAGCUUAUGACAGGGAAUGCAAAUGGGCCUGUUCAAAAAGAUACACAAAUAGCCAGUUCAAGUUGCAUGUCAAUUGAUCAGAUUUGUGAAGAAAAUAUCCAACUCUUUAGGAGGUGCGAAUCAUUCAUCCAGAGAGAAAUCGAGUUGAAACGUACAAUAGAGGAGCUUGAGAAAGAAUUAGAGGACACUAAAAAGAAAUCUUCCGAGCUUUCUUCGCGCAUGGAAAGUCAGAAAAAGCUUAAACUUUUGAAACAACUUGGACAGAAAGCAUAGCAAAGGGUCGUAUCCUUUCGUGAAUUGUAUGCAUUCAGCUGGACCAUCACAAAUUGAUAGCCCUAGGCCUCUCAAUGCCUCUUCCAGGAAAUCCUCAAUUUCAUAUCUUGUUUUUCUUCCCCCACCUCCCAUCCCCUCCUUUUUUGAAUUUUAUACAUGGUGUUUUACUUAUCCCCCAUUCCCUUGUGAAUUUUAUACAGCAAAUUCCAUGGGCUCAUCAGUCUCCUGAAUUAUUGUACCAUUUAGUUUCAUGUAUGAUGUUUUCUGUUUAUGCUGCCCCACCCCCACCAAGUAACUAUCACCAAA
This is a messenger RNA of Solanum dulcamara, 2396 nucleotides long. Its product is annotated as protein MICRORCHIDIA 2-like. Bases 156 to 2090 code for a protein of 644 amino acids. NCBI's taxonomy places the organism in Eukaryota, Viridiplantae, Streptophyta, Magnoliopsida, Solanales, Solanaceae. Gene Ontology annotation, molecular function: ATP hydrolysis activity. The transcript is spliced from 18 exons. The record is from RefSeq and is a predicted model, not a curated record. Gene Ontology annotation, cellular component: nucleus.